GAACGCCGCAUCGCACGCACGCACCGCAGUUCUCGUUCGAACCGCGCUCAUUGAGGUCGUUCGCUGUGAAUUCACUUGCGAAGUUUAGCCCCGCGAAAGGAUUUUUCUUUGUCCCGAUCGUCGAGGACCUGCCCUCGUAUUAUGUUUCCGCGCGAGAGCCGCGACCAGCCCCGGCCUGUUGAGGAGCCGGACCGCGCCCCGCGUGCUGAACAACAUCGACUUGUUUUAAAUUUCCCCAAAUUCUGUGACGGUUAUCCCGCGAAACGCGUGCGCCGGGCGAUUUGAAAUUUUUCCAGUGAACUUGUGUGAAAUUAAAAGAAAGCGGACCGUCCGAUAUCGCGGGCCCCGCCAGUGCAGCAUUAGAUUCGUGCGCCAGAACUGAGAACACCAUGUCAACCGGCAAACGGCUGGCGAAGCGUUCCAUCAUCGGGACCCGCGUAGCGGCCCUCGGUGACGAAGGACUAUACUAUUCGGGCAUGAUUCAGGCAGUGAAGACGCCGGCGCCUUUCCCGGAGAACAACAAUUGUAUCAACUUGACGCCUAAUACGCGUUACACGGUGCGCUUUGACGGUGGAAAGCUCACCCGCGAGUACCGUGACGCGGAGCUCAUCGGGCCCGGCUUUCGCGGCAUGGCGGGCGUGCGCCUACGGCCAGGCCAAAGAGUCUUCCUCACGUACAACGGGCGCGAGGUACGCGCCGACGUGCUGCAUCACGACCAUGACACCGACGAGCUGCGCGUCCAGGUGCACGCGCCCGCCGCUGAGGUGCCAAUAGAGCUGAAGAAGAAGUUAGAUGAAAUUCGUCUACUAGAAUCGAGAAAAUCAGCAAGGUUGGCAGACGUGGACACAGACUUCGCCCGGCUCGCAGACAUGGCCGGCGACCGGCGUCGUGCUUCCGCCACUAUUGAGGUGCCGGCGCAUCACAUGCACGGAUCACGCAAGCGAGGCCCGAGUAGCUCGUGCGACCUGGGCUACGGCGAACGCGACGAGCAGAUGAACGAGUGUAACGCGGCGCUGGUGCUGAUGUCGCUCAGCUGCUCGCCCAACUCACCGCGGCCCAGUGCGUGGGGCGGUCGUUCAUCAGUUUCGCCCGGAGCCAGCAGCAGUUCAGGGUCAUCAUGGCGGUCUGGAACUCCGUCGCCGCCGCCUGCGUCCUCAUCGUUCAGCGACGAAGGCAUUGCCAUGGACUAUGAAGACAUACAGCCAAGAAAGAAAAGGGUGAACAGCGUAGUUUAUGAAUGCACCUGGAGGGGCUGCCGAUACACUACCAACACAUGUUCCGCCAUCGAAGCUCAUAUCAGACAAACACAUUUGGGGCCAAAGAAAGAAGGCGACAGUGACCGCGAAGAAGAGUUUUAUUACACGGAACGUGAAGUAGUAGCUCCUGCCCCGCCGCCCACGCUCUCCCACCGAGACAUGUGCCGCCCGCCGCACGAGGACCCGGAGUACCAGCGGCAGCUCGUCGGUUCUUACAGACAAGGACUGCUCUCUACUAUGCAGAAUGGGUCAGCGAGGCCUAUAAGCAUUCCUGUGACGCAUUCCUGGUCUACCACACACUCGCCGAAGCACAUGCGUCUAACGGCGGCCGGCGGCUCGCCGGGCAGUCCCGGGCGGCGACCACGCUCAGACAACAAGAAGUGUCGCAAAGUGUACGGCAUGGACCAACGUGACCUGUGGUGUACUCAGUGCAAGUGGAAGAAGGCGUGCACACGCUUUGGAGACUAGCGCGCGCGCCGCUCGCUCGCGUACACGCGCGCUGUGCAUCUCAAAUGAACGCUGCAUCAUCAGUAACUUAAUAACUAAACGUUAUACAAUACGCGGACUGAAUUUUAUAAAACAUUCGCAUUGUGCGAGAACUAUUCCGUGUGCGGGUCGUAAACGUAGACAUAAGAGAGUAUAUUAAGACGAGAGGUUUUUAUUUAAUAUAAGCGAGUGGUGAGUAAAUAUGUUAUAUGUAUAUAAUAUAUUAUGUGAAAUUUAACGGAGACAUAUUUUUGCUCUUAACUGUAAUCGUAUUUUGACUGCAUAUGGACAUUGCCCACGUAUUUUUGUAGCGCAGUGGAUUCGCCUUUACGACAUGCAUAUUGCAUGUGAAGUUCAUGUGUCGCUCUCAAUCGGAGACUGUCAAUAUUAGUAAGUAAGCGUAAAAAUAAGUUUAGACUGACCACUGGCGGUGUGAAAACUCUUGUUGUCUCACAAUUGCAAAGAAAACUCUCUAACCUGUAGAGUCAGUUUUUUAAAGUUAUGUUAAUAACUAUGCGAAGUCCAAACCUAUUUACUUAUAAACUGCACAGUACUAAUAGGUGACUUGAAUACGUAAAUGUAGUAUAAGUAGUUUAUAUGUAUAUAUCUAUAAUCUCCGCAAAAUAUAUUGCCAUAACCACCACACAGUCAUAAAUUAAACAGUUAAAAGUCAAUUCUAUAAUUAUUUUUUCUAAAUUGUUUUUUAAUCAGGAUACAAUACUUAUUUACAAAUCAUAAAUCGAUCAAACACUCAUAUUUAUAUGCAAAAAGCUUAUUCCGUCCACAUUUUCGAAUGUGCUUAGUGUAAUAGGGUAGUAUGGAACAAGUUUUCACACCGCCAUCAACUUGUAUGACUUGCGUCAUACUACAAUAAAUUAAUUCGAUUUGGCAUACACUAGGUGUACCACUCGAAAAUAAUUCGGUGAAGUUUAUCACUGGACAUACACUGUAUAUCGACUGAAUUACUAGUUAAUGAUAAUAAAAGAAAACCACAUAAUAUAUGAAUUAGUCUUAUAAGUUAUCUCAGAUUCGACAAAAAGACUACAAAAUAUGUUAGAUUUAAAAAAAAUAUGAACAUAUCCGUGUCGUAUACAAUGGCGGUCCUGUGACGAAAAGUGAGACAAUACUCAAUGACGACGAUUGCGCACCGCACGCUGUCAGCACUGGUCACCAGCGGCGACGUGCCGGCGCCCGCCCGGCGUCCUCACUGUCUACGCGGGGCAUCGGUCAGCGGAGGCUAGCAGUUACAACUUGGAGGUAACGCAUAUUAUACGAAAUUAUCCACAAUACAUAUAAACGCAGAUAUACGUUAUCUACAAAGCUUUCAAACCGCCAUUAAUAAGACCUGUGAGUAAGUUUUGAGUUGAUGAUGAAACGAAUUUGUCAUCGUGUCAUAUAAUGGUAAAUCAUAGGGUGGCCUCCAAAACACGAAGCGAUCGAUCAAGACAGAAAGGAGUGUGAUAAAAGGAACGUGAAGCUAAGGGAGAGCUGAAGUGAUGGGCGUAGGUGAUUGCAAACUGCAAUAUUAUAUUUUAAGUAUUAUUUGUUAAUCUAUAAUUUGUAAAUAUAUAAUAUAUAUAGUGAAUUAUAUAAAAUAUAUUAUCUAUGUAUUUAAAAUUAAAAGCAAUGUUCGGAUGUGUACAUAAAGAUAUAAUUAUGAGAAUAUUAUUAUUGUUACUUAAUGUGAUUGUUUUAAUCGAAACUUUUGUACGAUAAUAUUAAAGGGAGUUUAUAAACGUAGGGUAAUUACGUCGUAAUAAAUUGGAAUAAACACGUUUAAGUUUCGCAUUGACCAUCACAACGCGGUGUUUUUGAUCCGAUAGUUACCAGGCUUGUUGUUCAAAUAAAAUUUAUAGUCUAUCUGUACAAUAUACUAAAUAUUUCAUAAGUUUGCCAUUAUAUUUGAAACCCGAACUAUAAAAUAUUAAACAGCAAUUAUAAUAAAAUCUACUAUUUACCUCCUAUAACGACGAUGGGAUUUAUCCAAAAGUCCAAUAUUCCUUUUACGUUUUAUGAUACAAUGUGCCAAUUGACUAACUGUUCGCCGCCACAGUCCCAAAUAUACGGUCGAAACUUUUUUAAUACAUAUUUGUUACGUGUAACAAGCGGCAAACCUCAAAGCCGUAAAUGUACCCACAAACUCACUUUGUCACAUCAGUUUUGCGGUGCUGAUAACGUUUGACAAAAUUAACGCACAUUACGAAUGUCUGUGUUCUACUCAUGUGCCUGUACAAAUAUAAUAUAAUAAAUACUCAAUCUCGUGAUGUACUCGUACACAGGGUGUAACUGGAUAUUCGCCAUCACAUUAACGAGGCCAAGUAGAUCUGAUUAAUUAGAAACAAUUAUUUACAUAGAGCAUAAUAUUCACAGGCACGAAAAAGUAGUUCACGUAUCUCUUGCCAGUUUUAUUUGUCAGGUGCUAUGACCACCUUACGAUUUGCAUCCGCAAUCGUAGCAUACAUUUAUAGCGUACCUGUAAAUUUUACCAAAUAUACGUUUUCAUUGCAAUAAUGGUUGUGAUAAUACAUCAUGAAGUUGUCAUUGAAAAUUACAUUUUGAAACUAUUCAUUCAGCGCUCCAUGAACCAAAUGAUUACUAUAGUUAAUUAAAAAUCAACUCAGCUAGCGAUUUGACAACUGCCAUAUUGUAAGGAUCUAGAUGUAACUGCGACUUAGAUUUAUAGUGUACCUAGAUGUUAGUUAUAUUAUGUUAAGUUGAAGUCAUAAUAAUAGUAUUUAAUAAUGUUAGGUACAAUCAGAUUGUAUUAUUGUGUAUUCCUGAUAACGUACCGUUCGCCUUUCGAUGCGGAAACCAGCGUAUACAUAUGAUCCUUGUCUUCUUAUUUAAGGUGUGAAGCCCCAGCCCAUUCUAAUUUCAAUAUUCAGUUCUAUUUGAGUCGUUUAUGGAGGUGACAUGCUACAGAACACAUUUUAACUGUUUAAAAAUACCUUGUAGAGGCAUAUAUCGUCAAAAUAUAACUUACAGCUUGUGCUAGAAAAACAACAAAUUGAUCUCACAAAGUAGAUAUUAUAAAAAAACGUCAAGUUUAGUCUCGAACAACUGAGAAAUAAUGAUUAAUACAGACGAAUCUCUUCGGCAGCAGAUCGGUCUGAAACAAACAGAAUAUCAAAUAAUUUCUGUUUACUCCAUUUAGAGGUAAUGUGCUGCCGGGGUAAUAAAUUUGCUUUAAUCAUUAACCCUCAUAGUUAUAAUUUCCAAUUUAUGUUUAAUUACAGAAAACAGCUCACAUUCUGUUCUAAACAUCACUCAAUAUGGUACUCUUAAUUUGCAUAAUAAUGAUUUAAAAUAUUUUGUUAUUUUCACUAAACUUGAUAAGUAGAUAAUUUUGAACAGCUAUAAAACAUGUGAUAGGUAGGUACCUGAACCGGAAGUUAAUCUUUUAGGAAUUCAGUAGUAUCCAGAAACGCCACAGACUAAGCUUCACUCCAGGCAUGCUUCGAAACUUCAUAAUAACACACCCACAUAAAUACAACACCGAUCUCAAUUUUAUAUUUGAAGCUAUUAGUAAAUAAAUUUACACAGAGGUUUUUUCUUAUUUUAUGUAACUUAUAUUAGGUUAUAGUAGUGUAGAGAUUUUUAGGUAAAGACACUUUAUUUUUAUUAUCUUAAUAACUUUGUAGAUAUUUUAAGUAAAUUACUAAUUUAUUUAACUAAAUUUUGCUCAAUUUUUAUAUGCACUCAACACCAAAGUCAUAAUACUAAACAUAAUCUACAUAUCAGUACAAAAAGCAUAAUAGCAACCGGCGUGAGACAUCAGUUGGUUGACUGAUCAUUGCUUACGUUUAUUGUGUUGUAUAUGUUUCUUCCGAAUUAAAAUUUAUGCAGCAUUAUGUAUAUAUUACUGGGAUCUAUGAUCUACCCAUGAAGCAGCAUUCAAAUAGAUUUACUGACUCUUCGCGCAGUAGUGUUAGCGCGAUCUGGCACUGACCGCUAGUCGAGCUCUAAGUCUUAAUUCUUAUAAAAGGGUCCGAUGUUGACGUCAACUGAAUUUCAUGCGUAUCGACCUCUUACAUAAAAUAUUGUAUGUAUUUAAUUUAAGGCUAUCGAAGAGCAAUGCUUAUAUAGGUUUAUAUAAGUUUUCCACGUUUUAUUUAGUUCAAUUCUGAUAAAUGCAUAUUUUCGUCGUACUUACGUGCAUAUUUCUAAGUAUGUAAUUAGUUAAAUAUUUUUACUUUAGUUAUACCUACUUUAUUUCUUUCUGUUACUGUUUAUUUUUCAUAUACCAAAUUGCACAUUCUACUCUAAUGAAUGUGAUACAUAUUUCCGGAAUGGUUGGUUUUAUUCUACAUGGUAAAUCGCAGUCCGGAAGCACUAAAUGAUAGGAUAGAAAACUCACUGGAGGAAGGAGUAGGUACAAAGUGUUAUUGUUUGGCUAAAUACCCAGAUUUCUCAAAAGUAUAGUAAAGUACAAUACAUUGUAAUGUGAAAUAAUUGGAUAUGUAAGUGAUAGCAUAAUUUUUCUCAAGCGACUGGAGAUUUAGAUAUGCAUUACGAUUAAUUAUGAAAAUGUUAAAUAUCUUUCCUUCUCUGCGAUCACAUGUUGUGUAGUUUGUAAUGUUUGCUUCCGUACCUACAAUACUACUGUAUUAUAUUGACCGCGCAUGUAAAUAUUAUAUUAUGGUCCAUAAUGGUUAGGUUACUGUCAGAGUUGAAGUGCACAUACCAUCUUAAAUAGUUAUCCCAUGUAAUGAUAUAUACGUAAACAAUUUUAAAUUUAUGAAUAAAUAACAUAAUUAAUAAAUAUUAUAUCCAAAUGAUAUCCCUUAUAGUUGAUUAGCGUAAUUUUUACUUAAACAUGUAUAAAGCCAUUGAAGAAUAUAAGGGCACUUUAGUCCAUUAUGGUUUAAGUACUACCUGCGUUAAAUACUGUUUCAUAAUAUGUGUAAUCAUAUUCUUCUUAACUACUGCAUUCACUUGAAAAUUGCUUUAUCGUGUUUCGAAAUAAUAAGUGAAGUAAACAACGAUGCUAACAUAAAGCGACGUUUGAAUUCAUGUGGGCAAUUAUGUAUCUAUAUUUAAUGAAAAUAUGUCUCCCGUUUCGUAGUACCUAUAAAAUAUUAUGUACCAACUUACCAAUGUAAGCUCUUUAUUAUGUUAUAAUUUAUUUACAGGAUCAAGAUUGCCAAACCCUUUAAAUUAUAGGUAAUUGUUGUCCAACACUGAGCGUGGCGGAAACCAAUUUAUUUACAAAACGAAGUUACAAAUACGGUCAUUUUAAUUCAGUAUUUUUUACUAAUUUACCUAUUUGUUUAAUUUUGAAUUUAAAUUAAAGAUACAUUAUUUUAGAUCUACUAAAUUUAAAAUAAUGUUGUGCUUUGUUUUCUGUUCCACGGUCAGUGUAAAUUUAUUUUAAUUCUAAAUAAGGAUUUAUUUUAUGUAAUAAACAAAUAAUUUUAUAUACGAUCCCUAUCUGUAAUUAUUAUACUUACACAGGCAUAUACCUAUUCUGUUAUACUUGUUUAAGAUGAUUUCGCGUUCUUUAUGUCUUGUGCGUUAUUUUCUUAUCCUGACUUAUACUAUGUGAAGUAACUGUAACGUUAUGAGAAAUAUCAUCUGAGUAUUGUAUUAGAGCCGGAUAAUUAUCGAUAAUGUCGAUUAAUAUGGUUACCAGUAGUGUUAAGGCUGCAAUAUGAAUGAUCAAAAUAUUAUGUUAAUUAUCGGUCGUAUAGUUGUCUAGGUAUAUCGAAUAUUUUCUUUUAAGUUGUCAAUAUCACAGCAGUUUUUGAGAAAACUGUCAGCAUAUACCUAUUAUGUUUUUUUAAAUAGAUAAUGAAAUUAUUUCUUUAACAUUAUUCCUUAUAAUAUAUAUACAUAUGUAAUAAAAUACAGGUGAGCUGUUAAAAUAAAUAAAAUUAAUAGUUCAAGAUCGCUGGCAGUUAUUCUAUUGUGAUAUUAAUAAUUGUAUUUAUUUUAUCUAAAUUAUCAUUUACGGCUACGGCAUUGAAUGUGAGCGAGUUAUAUUAUAAUCAAGUUGUCUAAGUUAGACAAUAUUAUGAUGUUCUAAUAUGAAAUUGUAUGUAACGUGAAAGGUCCAUAAUGUGUUCUAAAUGUGUAUUUGAUUUAAACGGAGUAUAGAUAUUACAUUUUAUCAAUGACAUGUUUUUGUGCAGAUGUAAAAAGAUAAAACACAAAUCGUAAUAAACCCAUGAGAAAUAUGAAACAGCAAAAUUGUUUAUGAUCAUCACAAAACAAACAGCCUUGUAGCAUUGAGCUCUCUAUAGUGUACGGACUAUUAUGUGUUGCAUUUCAUAGCGAACGAAAUUUGUCUGUGAAGCCUAAGUGUGUACUAUCUUCCUACUGAAUAAAAUACUGUUACAGUAUAAAAUCUUUAUGAGAAAAAAUGUUAUUAUUUUAUUACGUGCUACUUCAAGUAGACUAUUUGCCUGAAAUAUUAUACCUCAAUAAGUUUAGUAUGAAUUUUGUGUGUCUUAAAAAAAUAUAUUUCGAUUAUUAGAAAUGCA
Manduca sexta (tobacco hornworm) is the source of this 8224-nucleotide messenger RNA. It is a transcript of the gene Glut4EF, whose product is annotated as zinc finger protein 395. The record is from RefSeq and is a predicted model, not a curated record. The transcript has 8 exons. The coding region runs from base 390 to 1724 and encodes 444 amino acids. Gene Ontology annotation, biological process: regulation of transcription by RNA polymerase II. Lineage: Eukaryota; Metazoa; Arthropoda; Insecta; Lepidoptera; Sphingidae. Gene Ontology annotation, cellular component: nucleus. Gene Ontology annotation, molecular function: DNA-binding transcription factor activity; RNA polymerase II cis-regulatory region sequence-specific DNA binding.